UCCGCUGUCGCGAGCAUAUCGCGGGUCUGCGAAUGGGUCGCGUUUCUUGCAUGGUUUCUCCGCAAUUGAAUUUAUCAACCCCACAUUAACCCUGACGAUCUUCGUUGAAUCCUAUAUUUUCUGAAAAGUAAGAUUAAACAACAUGACGUCCAACGGAACAAGUCUUGUCGGCAGCAUGCUAAAGUUUGCUAAAUUAACAGACAAAGCACAUGCACCAACAAGAGGCUCCGCUGCCGCAGCCGGCUUCGAUUUACGAAGUGCCUACGAGUACAUCAUACCAGCAAACGGCAAGGAAAUCAUAAAGACGGACCUUCAAAUUGAAGUUCCUCCAGGUACUUAUGGGCGGGUUGCACCAAGGUCGGGUCUGGCCUGGAAAUAUCAUAUUGAUGUUGGUGCUGGUGUGAUAGACGCUGAUUAUAGAGGCAACAUUGGAGUGAUGCUCUUUAACCAUAGCAACGAAGAGUUUAAAGUCUCCCCGGGAGACCGAGUGGCGCAACUGAUUUGUGAGAAAAUAGUCUAUCCAGAACUACUAGAAGUUGAAAGCUUGGAAUCAACAAAACGAGGUGCUGGUGGGUUUGGUUCAACUGGAAUUAUUUAAAGACAGAUUUUGAAGUACUUGUGUUUUUUAUGUUUUAAAGGCAAAGUACUUCGUUGAUUUCUUUUUAAUGUAACUUCAAGUGUUUCUAUUAUUUUUUUAAGAAAAAUGUAUAUUUGUGUUAAACUUAAAUCAACUUUGUAAGAAUUGUAUGUAAGGUCAGCUCAGACUCAAGUGGUUUGAUUAUCAUUAUCAGUAUUAGUAAGGUGUAUUGGCGAUUCGUUUAAAUUGUAUUAUGUCUAAUUUAUGUACCAAAACAAAGGCAAAUAAAUCUUUAAUUUGUUCUUA
This is a messenger RNA of Athalia rosae (coleseed sawfly), 883 nucleotides long. RefSeq names its product deoxyuridine 5'-triphosphate nucleotidohydrolase, mitochondrial. Bases 143 to 598 code for a protein of 151 amino acids. NCBI's taxonomy places the organism in Eukaryota, Metazoa, Arthropoda, Insecta, Hymenoptera, Athaliidae. Gene Ontology annotation, biological process: dUTP catabolic process; dUMP biosynthetic process. Gene Ontology annotation, molecular function: dUTP diphosphatase activity; magnesium ion binding. The record is from RefSeq and is a predicted model, not a curated record. The transcript has 3 exons.